Molecule: messenger RNA, 1123 nt
Organism: Lolium rigidum
Lineage: Eukaryota; Viridiplantae; Streptophyta; Magnoliopsida; Poales; Poaceae
Product: beta-carotene hydroxylase 1, chloroplastic-like
Exons: 6
Coding region: 143-1003 (286 amino acids)
Biological process (GO): carotene metabolic process; xanthophyll biosynthetic process
Cellular component (GO): chloroplast
Molecular function (GO): beta-carotene 3-hydroxylase activity; iron ion binding
Source: RefSeq, a predicted model, not a curated record
CCCACUUGUCCCCCCGCCCGCGCACCCUCGUUCCGCGAGCCGGACCACACCACACAAACGCGAGCCCCUCCCCGGCUCGACGCUACGAACCCAGUAGCGAGCGACAUCCCUGGCAAAACCCAGGACCGCCUGAUCUCAUAUCAUGGCCGUCGCCAGGCUGGUGGCCGCGCCAUUCCCUAUCGCCGCCUCCCGCGCCCGCGCCCCGCCCGCGCGCCUCGCCUUCGCGCCGCUCCCGAUCUCCACGCGCCGCGCCGCCGUGCCCGUCCUGCGCGUGGCCUCCGACGGCAGGGCCGACGCCGCGGAGGUCGACGAGGCGAAGGAGGCGCGGAUGGCGGUGUCGGAGCGCAAGGCGAGGAAGGAGUCGGAGCGGCGGACGUACCUGGUGGCGGCCGUCAUGUCCAGCCUCGGGAUCACCUCCAUGGCCGCCGCCGCCGUCUACUACCGCUUCGCCUGGCAAAUGGAGGGAGGCGAGAUUCCGGUGACGGAGAUGUUCGGCACCUUCGCACUAUCCGUGGGCGCCGCGGUGGGGAUGGAGUUCUGGGCGCGGUGGGCGCACCGCGCGCUGUGGCACGCCUCGCUGUGGCACAUGCACGAGUCCCACCACCGGCCACGCGACGGGCCAUUCGAGCUCAACGACGUCUUCGCCAUCGUCAACGCCGUCCCCGCCAUGGCCCUCCUCGCCUUCGGCUUCUUCAACCGCGGCCUCGUCCCGGGACUCUGCUUCGGCGCGGGGCUCGGGAUCACGCUCUUCGGGAUGGCCUACAUGUUCGUCCACGACGGCCUCGUCCACCGCCGCUUCCCCGUCGGACCCAUCGAGAACGUGCCCUACUUCCGGCGAGUCGCCGCCGCGCACCAGAUCCAUCACAUGGACAAGUUCGACAGCGUGCCGUAUGGGCUCUUCCUCGGGCCCAAGGAGCUGGAGGAGGUGGGCGGGACCGAGGAGCUGGAGAAGGAGAUCCAGAAAAGGAUCAAGAGAAGAGAGACCCUAGACGCUAUGCAAUGAGAAGACACCCACUCGUUCGGUGCCCUUGAUCAUAGGUACUCUGCGAUCUUGUCAUUGCGGGAUACAUGUUUUGUCUGAAUGUGGUCUGUUCAUAGAAGAGGAAUCGAAAGUUUAGUUAGA